This is a messenger RNA of Lepus europaeus (European hare), 2688 nucleotides long. It is a transcript of the gene DLG3, whose product is annotated as discs large MAGUK scaffold protein 3. Gene Ontology annotation, cellular component: neuromuscular junction; neuron projection; postsynaptic density membrane. Lineage: Eukaryota; Metazoa; Chordata; Mammalia; Lagomorpha; Leporidae. The record is from RefSeq and is a predicted model, not a curated record. Bases 1 to 2550 code for a protein of 849 amino acids. Gene Ontology annotation, molecular function: kinase binding. The transcript is spliced from 21 exons. Gene Ontology annotation, biological process: chemical synaptic transmission.
AUGCACAAGCACCAGCACUGCUGUAAGUGCCCCGAGUGCUAUGAGGUGACCCGCCUGGCCGCCCUGCGGCGCCUCGAGCCUCCGGGCUAUGGGGACUGGCAGGUGCCCGACCCCUACGGGCCAGGUGGGGGCAACGGGGCCACCUCCGGUUAUGGAGGCUACAGCUCCCAGACCCUGCCUUCGCAGGCGGGGGCCACCCCCACCCCUCGCACCAAGGCCAAGCUCAUCCCCACCGGCCGGGACGUGGGGCCAGUGCCCCCUAAGCCAGUCCCGGGCAAGAGCACCCCCAAACUCAACGGCAGUGGCCCCGGCUGGUGGCCUGAGUGCACCUGUACCAACCGGGACUGGUAUGAGCAGGGCAGCCCUGCACCCCUCCUAGUGAACCCCGAGGCCCUGGAGCCCAGCCUCUCGGUCAACGGUAGCGACGGCAUGUUCAAAUACGAGGAGAUAGUACUUGAGCGGGGCAACUCCGGCCUGGGCUUCAGUAUUGCAGGUGGCAUCGACAACCCCCAUGUCCCCGAUGACCCUGGCAUCUUUAUUACCAAGAUCAUCCCUGGGGGAGCAGCUGCCAUGGAUGGGAGGCUGGGGGUGAAUGACUGUGUACUGCGAGUGAAUGAGGUGGACGUGUCGGAGGUGGUACACAGCCGGGCCGUGGAGGCACUGAAGGAGGCAGGCCCUGUGGUGCGGUUGGUGGUGCGGAGGCGACAGCCCCCACCCGAGACCAUCAUGGAGGUCAAUCUGCUGAAAGGGCCCAAAGGCCUGGGGUUCAGCAUCGCUGGGGGCAUUGGCAACCAGCACAUCCCAGGAGACAACAGCAUCUACAUCACCAAGAUCAUUGAGGGAGGAGCGGCUCAGAAGGACGGACGCCUACAGAUCGGGGACCGGCUGCUGGCGGUGAACAACACCAAUCUGCAGGAUGUGAGGCAUGAGGAAGCUGUGGCCUCACUGAAGAACACAUCGGAUAUGGUCUAUCUGAAGGUAGCCAAGCCAGGCAGCCUCCACCUCAACGACAUGUACGCUCCCCCCGACUACGCCAGCACUUUUACUGCCUUGGCUGACAACCAUAUAAGCCAUAAUUCCAGCCUGGGUUAUCUGGGGGCUGUGGAGAGCAAGGUCAGCUACCCUGCUCCUCCCCAGGUUCCCCCCACCCGCUACUCUCCUAUCCCCAGGCACAUGCUGGCCGAGGAGGAUUUCACCAGAGAGCCCCGCAAGAUCAUCCUGCACAAGGGCUCCACAGGCCUGGGCUUCAACAUCGUAGGAGGAGAGGAUGGAGAAGGCAUCUUUGUCUCCUUCAUCCUGGCAGGAGGCCCAGCCGACCUGAGUGGGGAGCUGCGCAGGGGAGACCGGAUCUUAUCGGUGAAUGGAGUGAACUUGAGGAAUGCAACUCAUGAGCAGGCCGCAGCUGCUCUGAAACGAGCUGGCCAGUCAGUCACCAUCGUGGCCCAGUACAGACCUGAAGAGUACAGUCGCUUUGAAUCGAAGAUACAUGACUUGCGAGAACAAAUGAUGAACAGCAGCAUGAGCUCUGGGUCUGGGUCCCUGCGAACAAGCGAGAAGAGGUCCUUGUAUGUCAGGGCCCUGUUUGAUUAUGACCGGACUCGGGACAGCUGCCUGCCCAGCCAGGGACUCAGCUUCUCUUACGGUGACAUCCUGCACGUCAUUAAUGCCUCUGAUGAUGAGUGGUGGCAGGCAAGGCUGGUGACCCCCCAUGGAGAAAGCGAGCAGAUCGGCGUGAUUCCCAGUAAGAAGAGGGUGGAAAAGAAAGAGCGAGCUCGAUUGAAAACCGUGAAGUUCCAUGCCAGGACGGGGAUGAUCGAAUCAAACAGGGACUUCCCUGGGUUAAGUGACGAUUAUUAUGGAGCAAAGAACCUGAAGGGAGUGACAUCCAACACCAGUGACAGCGAAAGCAGUUCCAAAGGACAAGAGGAUGCUAUUUUGUCAUAUGAGCCAGUGACGCGACAAGAAAUUCACUACGCAAGGCCCGUGAUCAUCUUGGGCUCAAUGAAGGACCGAGUCAAUGAUGACCUGAUCUCCGAGUUCCCGCAUAAAUUUGGAUCCUGUGUACCACAUACUACCCGCCCUCGUCGUGACAACGAGGUGGACGGACAAGACUACCACUUUGUGGUGUCCCGAGAGCAGAUGGAGAAGGAUAUCCAGGACAACAAGUUCAUUGAGGCAGGCCAAUUCAACGAUAAUCUCUAUGGGACCAGCAUCCAGUCAGUGCGAGCAGUCGCGGAGAGGGGCAAGCACUGCAUCUUAGACGUCUCCGGCAAUGCUAUCAAGAGACUGCAACAAGCACAACUUUACCCCAUUGCCAUUUUCAUCAAGCCCAAGUCCAUCGAAGCGCUUAUGGAAAUGAACCGACGGCAGACAUACGAACAAGCAAAUAAGAUCUAUGACAAAGCCAUGAAGCUGGAGCAGGAGUUUGGAGAAUACUUCACAGCCAUUGUACAGGGUGACUCACUGGAAGAGAUUUAUAACAAAAUCAAACAGAUCAUUGAGGACCAGUCUGGGCACUACAUUUGGGUCCCGUCCCCUGAAAAACUCUGAAGAAUCCCCUCCAACCAUUCUCUUGUGAACAGAAGAAAUCAAGUCCCUCUUCCCUCCUCCCUCUUCACUCCUGUCCCCUUGGGGAGAACAAAUGACUACUGUUCUUGUCCCCUUUUUUAGAUAUGUCCAAAAAAUUGA